Messenger RNA from Dama dama (fallow deer), 3908 nucleotides. RefSeq names its product nudE neurodevelopment protein 1 like 1 (gene NDEL1). Gene Ontology annotation, biological process: cell migration; centrosome localization; vesicle transport along microtubule. Gene Ontology annotation, cellular component: kinesin complex; kinetochore; centrosome. The record is from RefSeq and is a predicted model, not a curated record. Lineage: Eukaryota; Metazoa; Chordata; Mammalia; Artiodactyla; Cervidae. Gene Ontology annotation, molecular function: microtubule binding. The transcript is spliced from 10 exons. The coding region runs from base 187 to 1260 and encodes 357 amino acids.
CUCUCCUCGCCUCUCCCCCGCGCGGGGCGAGGGCGGAAGCUGCCCACCUUGGGCUCCGGUGGCAUUCCCAUGACUGUCCGCCUUUAACUGCGGACACUCCUCUGGAGUUCAGAAAAGUGUCACCAAACGGAUUCGGACUGCUUGUGCUCGCUUCUCACCCCCCCACCCCGGUUGGCUUUCUUGAUCAUGGAUGGUGAAGAUAUACCAGAUUUUUCAAGUUUGAAGGAGGAAACUGCUUAUUGGAAGGAACUUUCCUUGAAGUAUAAACAAAGCUUCCAGGAAGCUCGGGAUGAGCUAGUUGAAUUCCAGGAAGGAAGCAGAGAAUUAGAGGCAGAGUUGGAGGCACAAUUAGUACAGGCUGAACAAAGAAAUAGAGACUUGCAAGCUGAUAACCAAAGACUGAAGUACGAAGUAGAAGCAUUGAAGGAGAAGCUAGAACAUCAAUAUGCACAGAGCUACAAGCAGGUCUCAGUAUUAGAAGAUGAUUUAAGUCAGACUCGGGCCAUUAAGGAGCAAUUACAUAAGUAUGUAAGAGAGCUGGAACAGGCUAAUGAUGACCUGGAGCGAGCAAAAAGGGCAACAAUAGUUUCACUGGAAGACUUUGAACAAAGGCUAAAUCAAGCCAUUGAACGAAAUGCGUUUUUAGAAAGUGAACUUGAUGAAAAGGAAUCUUUGUUGGUCUCUGUACAGAGGUUAAAGGAUGAAGCAAGAGAUUUAAGGCAAGAACUAGCUGUUCGGGAAAGACAACAGGAAGUAACUAGAAAGUCAGCUCCCAGUUCUCCAACUCUGGAUUGCGAAAAGAUGGAUUCUGCCGUCCAAGCAUCCCUUUCUUUGCCAGCUACCCCUGUUGGCAAAGGAACAGAGAACAGUUUUCCUUCACCAAAAGCUAUACCAAACGGUUUUGGUACCAGUCCACUGACUCCUUCAGCUAGGAUAUCAGCACUGAACAUCGUGGGGGAUCUCUUACGGAAAGUAGGGGCUUUAGAAUCCAAAUUAGCAGCUUGCAGGAAUUUUGCAAAGGACCAAGCAUCACGAAAAUCCUAUAUUUCAGGGAAUGUUAACUGUGGGGUGAUGAAUAGCAAUGGCACGAAGUUCUCUCGAUCAGGGCACACGUCUUUCUUCGACAAAGGGCAAGAAAAAGUCAUAUUUCCCACGUUGUUCAUGGUCUGCAGAGCCUGGGCUGAGGACUGGAGCUGCGCUGGGCUUCCAUUUCUCCUAACUGGAUGGACGGGUCUGGAGUGUGCCUGUCUGCUCUCCUGAACUAGCUGUGGCGCCUCUGUUCCUUGUCUUUCCUGCCCUCUCAGGUGAACUGUCCUUGCUCUGGCAGAUUUAGUCCCCGGGCUUUAUCUAUAUUCUGUUAAGUUUAUUGUCCUCCCAACUAGCUACUAAACCCUUCUUUCAGUUCUUCUGUUGCCAUUUACAUCUGACCUUCAUUCCUUGUCCUAGCUGGAUUUUCUGUUUUUCAGACUCUUAAACUAGAGUCUUAAACUCUUAAACUUGUGGUAAGAUCAUGAAAUUUCAUAGCUUCUGGAACUCUUUUUACAUAGAUCAUUCCCAGAUCUGUAUCUCCAUCCUUGCCCGUUCUUUCUCGUUCGGUCUUGUGUUGUCCACUGGGACAUUUCCCUUCGGCUUUUUUGCUGCUCCCUGAGACCAAAUGUGGUGAGUAUGGAGGUGUUUCUUCUCUCAGAAACCUUUCCUCAUUGCAUACUUUGCACUUCCCUCAAGGGACUUCAGACUGAGAAUUCUCCCUUUGGGUUCAGCUUUCUUCUGGUCUUUUACUUACUACUUCUUGACGCAGAGAGGUCCUAGGGAGGACCCUGCUGGAUUGUUGUUCUCUCUUCCACCCAACUUUCAAAGUCAGAAUAUUUCCAGCCACACAGAGAAGCUACUUACUUAGUUUCUUGGUUUCUUUUCAUAUUUUGAAUAUGUAUAUUUUUCCAAUAAGAGCUGACCUGCAUCAAGAGCACCAAGUUGGUUGCUCUUGGAGCUUCUCAGACGUCCUUGGGUGGGAGGAGGCUGGGAAAGGAUGCUGGCCUGGGUAUGUGGAGGCAGGUUGUGGGCCCACGUCCCCAGUGACAGGCUCAUGGGGUGAACUUGGUGAACAGUGGACCUUCUGCUUUUAUUUCCUUGGCAGUAUAACAGUGGGGAUGAACUUGACAUUCCUUAAAGGUCCAUUGCACUUGAAAAUGCAGAAAUCUCAGUUCUAAACCUACAUGUGGAGCCAUCCUCAAAUUUGUUGCUUUUGCCUGCCCUGUGGAACAGAGAGGUCAGGUUCUUCUUGACACCCAGCAGUGCUUCCUUCUGCCGAGUUUUGGGGGUUGUCUCUAGCCCUGCCUGCUGCUGUGCUCUGACGGGCUGGGAAUCUGAUGGUCAGUGUUCAGGGCUGAAGCUCUUUGUGAGGCUGCCUAGUUCUCCCUGAGGUUCUAGGAGAGGCAGGCUCAGGGACCAGGCAGACAAAUGGCUGCUUCUGCAAGCGCAGUAAUGGCAUGUAGAGUCUCUGUCCUCAGAAAAGAGGCACAGGCAUUUAGUCUUGGGAGGAUGGAGAGGGAUGAUUUCAAUUUUAAAUGUGAUGAAGCCCAGAGAUCAGACCUCCCCAGCCCAAAGAGAUAAGAGAAAAUUCUGAGUGUGCAUUGCUGAGGUGGGGAGAGAGAACCCUUGUCAGAGCCCCUCCCAUUGCUCUUGGCCUGUGUGGGAGGCUUGAUUUCCAGCUCGAAAUCUACACUCAGGUUAGUUUCUUCAGAGUAGUCAAGGGUCAUUAGUCCAAUCUCUUUUCAUGCCUGUUUCUCCAUGAGAUUAUCCUCACCUCCACAGCGUAUGAAACCGUCAUCUUCGUGGAGAAUGUGUGUCUGUGUUUUGUUUUGUUUAAGAGAAUCUCUGUCCAUGAGUCUAUAUUCAACUCCCUGGGCCCCUCAGAUGAGUAGGCCGGUGCGGACAGUGGUGGGCACGUGUGGGGCAGUCCAGCCCCUUGCUGUUGGCUGCAUCUCCCAGGCUGUGAAUGAGACCCAUUUCCCUAGGAAGUUUUUCAGUAUGGAAGGGCUGCAGUGGCUUCCUGAGAGGGGUUCCAGGCCUUGCACUCACUCCCUCACUCCUUCCUGCGGCUGCACUGCCGGGGGGUGGGGCAGGGUCCUGGCUGCGGGCACUUGUGUGGGCGGGGCUGGUGUCUCCUGAGCCUGCAGAGAAGCCUCCCCAUCUGGCUUGCUUGCUGAACCAUCUGAAAAGUUAUUUUUCUCCCCCUUACUUAAGAUAUUCAUGUACAUUGUAGGAGAUUUGGAAAACAAAGAAAGUACAAAGUGGUAGAUAAAACUUACCUACAACUCAGAGGGAAGAAAAGUAACUACUGUUAAAUUUUCCUUUUAUGGUAUAUGUGAGUGUGUGUGUAUAUGUGUGUGCAUCCUCAAACAUUCUAGAUUUAGCUCUGUGGAUAGCAGUGUCUAGCUAUAUAAGGGGUUAUAGCCCAGAAUGUAUGCUGUUAAUUUUUUUCUUCAUAUUGUUGAGCAUAUCCAGUUUGGUAACCUGCUGCUUUUUACACCUAGCAUUAAUUGCAUUCGGAAUAUUUUUCAUGCUGUUAAGGACUCGAAAUGUAUUUUUAAGGGCCGUGUAAUAUUUCACUGUUUGGUUGUACCCUUUUUAGCUGGUUCCCUACUGGUAGACAUUUAACCUGCUCUGUUGGGAAGUGAGUCAGGGCUGCGGCCACCAUGGCCAGUGUGAUAAGGUUGCCAAGAAGAGAGUCAUCCCAUUGCUGUGGGACUGUGGGGUGCUCGACACCACGUUCUCCUUUGGGCCAUCAGGAUUCUCCUUGGGGCCAGAAAGAGGAAUAGUUGAAGAGAGCAGAUGAAUUAUGCUGUGUGUCGAGUGAUUUUAAAUGACAGUCUCUUUCUCUUCCCCUCCCCUUCUCUGCUCUGGUCACC